AGAGCGUCCGCGGCGCGCAGUGGGGAAGCCGCCUCGCCGCCUGUGGAGGAGCUGGCAGUGUUGGGGGGGGCGAGAAGCGAGGGGUGGCCCUGGAAUACGCCUUAAGACGGGUGCUAGCGAGCGGAAAGAGGGCGCAGGACGGUCUGAUCACGUCGUCCAACAUCCACGGGAGCUCCGAGAGCCACGCGAUAAUCUUGGAGCGCCUCUACGACUGUCCAUCUUGGAGCUUAUUUCGCAACCGUGACUCAGUGAUUGCCGCCUUUGUGGUGUAGCACGCUGCCUCCGUGUGGAUUACAGUGAUCACAGGGUUCUCAGCUCUGCAUCACGAGGUCACCAAGAACUCCAGCGGAAGAUAACAAACAGGAAUCGAUUUGUUCUGUUUGUUGAUUUUUUUAAAUUUUUUUUUUUUGGGGGGGGGGGACAUUGCAAAUGUUCCCGUGACUAAUGUUUUCAUCAGGACACAAGUUGCCUCCUUGGGUUAUUAUUUCGUUCCUAUCUGGCACUCUCAGUCUUUAAUUUAGACGUCGCUCAGAUUUCCUCAUCAUGUAUGGAAGUUCUCGGUCCGUCUCCAAGCUGGAUGCGGUGGGAUCCAACGGGUCAGGCAGUCCUGGCCGCUCCCCCCGUCUACCCCGCUCCCCACGUUUGGCUCACCGGCGAAAUGGCAGCAGCAGCAGCAGCUCCACCGGCGGACUCACCGGUUCCGGAAAAACCCUAUCCAUGGAGAAUAUCCAGUCGCUCAAUGCCGCCUACGCCACAGGAGGGCCGAUGUAUUUCACAGACGGGACCGAAGACCCGGUGGGACUCGGGAGCCUGGGGAGUGGGCUGAACCCCUCCCUGCCUAAAAGUACCAUGACGCUUGGCAGGGCCGGGGCGAGGGUACCCUAUGGAGUUCGGACCGCCUUUGUGGGGAGCAGCCCUAAUAUCAACGCUGGAGGAGCUGGUGGGGUCAUGUCCAGUGACUCCAUAGCCUUUGGCGGGGACGUGCCAACUCAACCCACGCAGGCGUCCACUGUGCCCCACUCCAUGAGACAGGUGCGGGAGGGGGCCAUGACAGACCUGCAGAGCCAACUGAGAGAAGUGCUGAGAGAAAAUGAACUUCUGCGUAGAGAUUUGGAUGCGAAGGAGUCCAAGUUGAGCUCAUCCAUGAACUCUAUCAAGACUUUCUGGAGUCCUGAGCUGAAGAAAGAGCGUGCGCUGAGGAAGGACGAAGCCACCAAGAUGACUGUGUGGAAGGAGCAAUACAGGGUGGUGCAGGAGGAAACGCAGCAUCUCCAAUGCACCAUCCAGGCCUUGCAAGACGAGCUCCGAAUCCAGCGCGAUCUCAACCAGCUGUUCCAGUCCGAUUACUCCGAUACGGGCCGUCUGGGAUGCCAGGCCAUCUCUCCGCAAGAAAUGACGGAGGAGAACUUCCUGCGUCUCCACGGCGAAUACGAGCGUCAGGUCAAGGAGCUUUUCCUCUUGAGGAAGACCGUAGAAGAGAUGGAGCUGAGGAUCGACACUCAGAAGCACACUUUAAACGCCAGGGACGAGUCCAUCAAGAAGCUUCUGGAAAUGUUGCAGAGCAAAGGCCUGUCGUCCCGCGCCACCGAGGAGGACCACGAGCGGACGAGGCGACUGGCUGACGCGGAGAUGACUAUUCACCAACUGGAGGGCUUCCUGGAACAGAAGGACAAGGAGAUGCUGCUACUUCGAGAGGAGCUGCACAGGAGGUAUGAAGCAGCUCCUGAAUCCACCAAGACCAAGGCCCUGCAGACUGUCAUCGAAAUGAAGGAUGCCAAAAUCAGCUCGCUGGAGCGUGCCAUGAGGGAGCUGGAGGAGGAGUUGAACAUGCUCAAGUCCAACGGAGCGCUCAGCAGCGAAGAGCGAGAAGAGGAGAUCAAGCAGAUGGAGGUGUACCGAUCCCACUCCAAGUUUAUGAAGAAUAAGGUUGAUCAGCUGAAGGAAGAGUUAGGUCACAGCCAAUCAGAGAAGGAGGAGCUAAAGGAGCGGGCCAAUGAGCUGCAGCGCGAGGCGUCCGCAAUGGAUCAGGUCAAACAGGACCUGAAUCGUAAGGACAGCGAACUGUUGGCUCUCCGUACCAAGCUGGACACUCUGAACAACCAGUUUUCUGACAGCAAGCAACACGUGGAUGUCCUCAAGGAGUCGCUCACUGCCAAGGAGCAGAGGGCUGCUAUAUUACAAACUGAGGUGGAUGCCCUGCGCAUUCGCCUGGAGGAGAAAGAGUCGCUUCUGUCCAAAAAGAGUCAGCAGAUAUCAGAGAUCUCGGACGAGAAGAGCACGCAGAACGGAGAAAUAAGUGACUUGAAGGACAUGCUGGAUGUCAAGGAGCGCAAGGUUGUCGUGCUGCAGAAGAAGAUCGAGAACCUCCAGGAUCAGCUGAAGGACAAGGAAAAGCAGCUGAGUGGCCUCAAAGGCCGAGUCAAGUCCUUACAGACGGACACGUCCAACACCGACACGGCUCUGGGAACGCUCGAGGAGGCUCUAUCCGAAAAGGAACGUAUCAUUGAGCGAUUGAAAGAGCAGCGGGAGAAAGACGAACGAGAAAAGGGAGACGAGGUGGAGUCCACCAAGAAGGAACUGAAGGAGCUACGGGAGAAAGUUUCCCAGAUGCAGGCUGACCUUGCGGACCGGGAGGCGUCAGUUUUGGACCUAAAAGAGAAAGCCUCCUCUCUGGCCUCUUCGGCUCUGAAGAAGGACAACCGGCUGAAGAGCAUGGAGAUCUCUUUGGAGCAAAAGAAGGAGGAAUGCAUCAAAUUGGAGAAUCAACUCAAAAAGGCUCAGAGCGCGGCGGCGGAGUCGGCGGCCAGCGCCGAACUCUCGCAACGUAUCUCCGACCUGGAGCAGGAAGUGAGCCGUCACAAAGAGGACGCCGGGAAGGCUCAAGCCGAGGUGGAGCGGCUCCUCGAGAUCCUCAGGGAGAUGGAGAACGAGAAGAACGACAAGGAGAAAAAGAUCCACGAGCUGGAGAGAAAGCCCUCCGCUUCCCAUCUGUGGCAUUCUCAGCAGCCGCCAAAACAGGCCCCGCCCCCAGCUGCCUCUCAGCAGCCAAUGGGGGGGCUGGUGUGGGACUACCUGGGCACUCUUGCCUCGAGGCAGAUGAAGGAUCAGUCCAAGAAGGUGGCCAACCUGAAGCACAAGGAGCAACUUGAGAAGAGCAAGAACGCCCAGUUGAUGGAGGAGGCCAAGAAACUGGAGGACGAUUUGAACGAGAGCUCCCAGCAGAUAAAGGACUCCAUACGCUCCAAGGAGGAGCGCAUCGAGGAGCUCGAGGAGGCCCUUAGGGAAAGCGUUCAGAUCACGACCGAGAGGGAGCUGGUGCUCGCUCAGGAGGAGCACGCCCGCACACACGCCGAGAAACAGGUGGAGGACCUGCUGGUUGCAAUGGAAAAGGUGAAACAAGAGCUGGAGGUGAUGAAAGCCAAGCUGUCAUCCACUCAGCUGUCACUGGCCGAGAAGGAAGGUCACCUGACUGCCCUGCGGGCCGAACGGCGAAAGCACCUGGAAGAGGUCCUGGAGAUGAAACAAGAGGCGCUGCUAGCUGCUAUUAGCGAGAAGGACGCCAACAUCGCCUUGCUGGAGCUCUCCUCAUCCAAGAAGAAGAAAACCCAAGAAGAAGUGGCCGCCCUAAAGAGGGAGAAGGACGGGUUGGUUCAUGAGCUCAAACAGCAGACUCAAAACAGGAUGAAGCUGAUGGCGGAUAACUACGAGGACGAGCAUCCGAAGGUGGCGUCUCCCAACUCGGAGCUGCCUAAUAACCACAAGCCCUCCCCGGAUCAGAUUCUCUCUCCUCUCCUGGAUCUGGACCAGAACCGCAGCAAGUUGAAGCUGUACAUCAGUCACCUGACCUCGCUGUGUCAGGAACGAGACCCCGUCAUAUUGCAAGACUUCGCCCCGCCGCCCGCCUAUCACCGCGCCGACUCCGCCGACUCCUGGCGCGCUAAACUGCACGGCAUGACGCAAGAACAGUUGGAGGCGGAGUUGAUGCUGUGCGAGCGGGAGGGGGCGGAGCUGCAGGAGUACGCCAACCAAGUGCUGCAACAGAUCGCCGACCGCUGCCCCGACAUUUUGGAGCAGGUCGUCAACGCCCUGGAGGACAGCAGCUGACACCGUUGUUAAUGAGUCGACCGAAACUUUCCGUCAUCGUCGUCGUUAAAUUACUUCACGUGUUUUUUUUUCAUCGGUGUAUAAGUGAGUGAGUGCACACUGUUCCUCGAGUCCGCCAUUUUGCUGCUAUCUUUUUCGCCGUUUUCUUCUUCUACGUUUUCCGUCAGCCUUUCGUUGUGCCAGGAACACACGCAAUAAUCCCUUUACUAUCAAUUUACGCGGACGAUAACACGAGGAGGAAUCGGUUUUGUUUUUCUUUCUGGGCGGGGAGGGAGAGAAUAUAAAUAUUUUGCUUUUGCUAAUAUAUAUCUAUAUAUAAAUGUUAAACACUAAUGUUUUAAUUCCAGUUGUAUGUCCUAUGUUGUCACCAGCAGGAAAUUUUGCAGGUUUGAAUUGUUUACUAAAAUAGAAUUCUCGGGAUUGUGGAUGGAAAAGACGAAUUAAAAUGAAAUAAAAUGCGGAUCUAUCUUUUUUUUU
Molecule: messenger RNA, 4581 nt
Organism: Syngnathus acus (greater pipefish)
Lineage: Eukaryota; Metazoa; Chordata; Actinopteri; Syngnathiformes; Syngnathidae
Product: ELKS/Rab6-interacting/CAST family member 1-like
Exons: 24
Coding region: 544-4104 (1186 amino acids)
Biological process (GO): maintenance of presynaptic active zone structure; regulation of synaptic plasticity; neuromuscular synaptic transmission
Cellular component (GO): cytoskeleton of presynaptic active zone
Molecular function (GO): structural constituent of presynaptic active zone
Source: RefSeq, a predicted model, not a curated record